Trichomonas vaginalis G3 is the source of this 1857-nucleotide messenger RNA. Its product is annotated as serine-type endopeptidase protein. Gene Ontology annotation, molecular function: serine-type endopeptidase activity. The record is from RefSeq and is a predicted model, not a curated record. Gene Ontology annotation, cellular component: membrane. The transcript has a single exon. Gene Ontology annotation, biological process: protein processing. Lineage: Eukaryota; Parabasalia; Trichomonadida; Trichomonadidae. Bases 1 to 1857 code for a protein of 618 amino acids.
AUGAGUAGUUCACGUACAGAUUCUUGUCCAUUUGGAAUUUCACCGAAUUCAACUUAUUCUUCAUCAAUAAUAUUUCAAGAAAACUUCAGAGUAUCUACUAUUUCAAGAAUAUUUAAUCAUUACAUUGAUGAAAUAGAUAUACAAGUCAAUUCUUGGUCAAUUGAUAAUUGUGAUCAAGGAAAAUGCAGAUCUUAUGAACGAAUACCCAAAAUUGCAGAUGCAUUGCAUAAUACUAGUCAUGGUAGACAUGAUAAAGGCCAGAUAUUAUUAUUUGCUGCUGGAAAUGACGGAGAAUAUCUUUGUGAUUCGAAUUUUCAACUCUUUUCUAUUGAAGAAGAGUCAAUGAUGAUUUCUUCAACGACAAACCGAGGUGAUAGAGCAUUCUAUUCAUGUAGAGGUACUGCUUUGAUAUGUAAUACCCCUUCUUCAUUGACUUCUUCCAUUGAUUUGCCAGAAAAACCGUUUUUAAUCAGCACAUCAAAUUUGUCACCUUUUAGUUUAACCGAAAAAUUUGCUGGCACUUCAGCAUCAGCGCCUAUCGCUGCAGGUGUGAUUGCAUUAGCAUUACAAGUUAAUAGUAACUUAACUAGAAGAGAUAUUUACUAUAUAAUUGCAAUGACAUCAACCAAAAAUGAUCCAUUUCAUUUUUCAUGGAAAAAGAAUUCUGCUGGAUAUCUGUUUUCAAGUGUAUAUGGAUUUGGUAGAAUAAAUGCUGGAGAAAUGAUUGAAAUGGCAAAGAAAUGGAAUGUAGUUCUGCCAAAACAAACAAAAAUUUUUCAACAAUCAUAUGGAAAUUUCAAAAAUGGAUUUUGUGAAAUCAAAUUUGAUAUUUCGGAAGAUUUAUUUGUUGAAACUGUAUCUGUUGAUGUUAGUUUGUAUACUAUGGAUUAUUCUACAAUGCUUAUUGAUUUGAUUUCUCCUGAAAAUACGAUAUCUAAUAUUAAAACAGCAGCAAUGAUCAAAGAAGAAGGUAGAAGAUAUAAUAGAUCGUUUUUGUGUCGUGGAUUUUUAGGUGAAAAUGCAAAAGGAUCUUGGAAAUUAAGAAUUAGAACUCAUAUUUUAUCUGAUACAAAUGUUUUUGUAAACAGUACAAUAAAAGUAUCUGGAACAAAGGUAAAACCGAAUUUAUCAAUGUCUACUAUUCAUUUUGGCCAAAAUCCUUUUGAAAAUUAUCAAAUUCGAACUGAAAUUUUAAAAGAUCUACCAGAAACAAUCAAUGCAAGUAUCUUACAAAGAGUAACAAUUAAUAAUAUCUUCAAUAAAACAGUUUUGAUUCGAUUAUUUGCAUCAGAUUUUGAAUCAAAGAAUCGAAUUUUGUUAAGUAAGAAAAACAUAACAAGAAAAGGCGGAUAUAUGGAAUUUUAUAUUCCAAGUAUCUUUGUUGAUGACUACUGUUGCAAUAUUAUCUGUGAAAUUUUUGAAUUUAACAUUAUUGAUGCCAAAAAGGUGAAAAUUCAACAUGGGUACAAUCUUCCAAGCAAUAUUAUGAUAUACAAAAGAAAAUACUAUCAUUUAAUAUAUAAUUUAUAUUGUAAAAUUGAAAAAAUUAAUCCAGAAAUCAUGUGCUCAAUAUACUUUGCAAAUAAAUCAGUUUCCCAUUAUGUAUAUUCUAACAAUGGCCAUAUCUUAAUUGAGUGUAAAACAAGAGAAAAAAUUGAGAAAAUAAUUUUAACUCCAGUUGAGCAUUUGGAUGUUACUAAUGUUGAUUACAUAGUUUUUGAUGAUGUUCCACCACUCCCAAUCGAUAUAUCUUACGUAUUAAUUGCUAUUUUCAUUAUUUUGAUAGGAGUUUUUCUGUUUAUGAAGUGCAAAUCCAAAGGUCAUAAAGUUUCUUUCCCAUAUCAGCCUUUAAUCUAA